Punica granatum (pomegranate) is the source of this 2135-nucleotide messenger RNA. The record is from RefSeq and is a predicted model, not a curated record. Lineage: Eukaryota; Viridiplantae; Streptophyta; Magnoliopsida; Myrtales; Lythraceae.
UUGCCAUAUUGGCCCCCGUUCCUCAUCUCUUCGUCUUCUUCUCUCUGGGGUUGAUGCUCUGUUUCUUCAAACUCCUCCUCCUCUGUUUCUCCAUUGAUUCCUCUCCUCUCCCCUUCCCCUCCUUCCCCUGUUCUUGAACACUAUAUUCAUUCGAAUGCCCCCGUUGUCGAUCCUGUAACAUUUUUCCAGAUUCCUUGUCGAAGAGGGAGAAUAACCUCCGAGCUCGACAUCUGUGUCCGCUUUCCUCAUUAAAGGAUCAAACACUUUGCACACAACCAAUCUGUCCUCGGAUUCCCCAUCUUUCUUCUUCUUCUCGAGAACAAGUGAUACCAAUUUUUCAUUGCCCCGAUUUCAUCUUCGUCGCGUCUGUUCACUUUCGGUUCGGAAACGUCCACGAUCUCAGCACUCGUGCGUUAGUAUCCCUUAAUUCUCGCCACCUUCAGAAAAAGGGAAAAAAAAAAAAAGCCGUUUCUUUAUAUAAAAGCUCCUACCUUGCUCUUCCCUCCCUUUUCCCUCACCAGUUUCCCGGAAAAAGAUCGAAACUUUCCGGGGGAAAAAAAAAUGGAUCCGGCAAAAUUGUUCCUCGUUCUUGCCCUUAAUGUCUGCGUAUUGGGUCGGCUUGCUUUGGGGCUCGGUGUGAAUUGGGGGACAAUGGCGACGCACAAGUUGCCCCCGAAGACGGUUGUUCAGAUGCUGAAGGACAAUGGGAUCAAGAAGGUGAAGCUGUUCGACGCGGACAAGUCGACCAUGAGAGCCCUAGCCGGGAGCGGGAUCGAGGUCAUGUUGGCCAUCCCUAAUGAUCAGCUGGCUGCUAUGAACAGCUAUGACAGGGCCAAGGAUUGGGUGAAGAAGAAUGUCACCGAAUACAAUUUCAAGGGAGGAGUUAAUGUCACAUACGUUGCAGUCGGGAACGAGCCCUUCCUCACGUCCUACAACAACACCUUCAACAAUUUGACUUUUCCUGCCCUUCAAAACAUCCAAAAUGCUCUAAACGAGGCGGGCGUUGGGGAAAACGUGAAGGCCACUGUACCCUUGAAUGCUGAUGUUUACUUUUCCCCCUCGAGCAAUGCUGUCCCUUCGGCUGGUAGAUUCCGAACAGACAUUAACGGACUAAUGACCCAGAUUGUGGAGUUCCUUGCGAAGAACAACGCCCCCUUCACUGUUAACAUCUACCCCUUUUUAAGCCUUUACGGAAAUAAGGACUUUCCGUUCAACUAUGCCUUCUUCGAUGGUGCCACCCCUAUCGUUGAUAAUGGGAUCCAGUACACGAAUGUUUUUGAUGCCAAUUUCGACACUCUCGUAUCGGCCUUGAAGGCAGCUGGUUACGGGAACAUGACAAUACUCGUAGGGGAGGUGGGAUGGCCAACAGAUGGAGACAUAAAUGCAAACAUCGGCAAUGCGUACAGGUUCUAUAAUGGGCUUCUACCGAGACUUGCAGCCAACACGGGGACCCCGCUUCGUCCAGGCUAUAUUGAAGUGUACUUGUUUAGCCUAAUUGAUGAGGAUGCUAAGAGCAUCGAACCAGGAAACUUCGAGCGGCAUUGGGGAUUAUUCCGAUAUGAUGGGCAGCCCAAGUUCGCACUUGACCUAUCAGGGCAGCAGCAGAACAAGUUCCUCAUCCCUGCCCAGAACGUCCAGUACCUUCCCCAGAAGUGGUGCAUGUUCAACCCGAAUGCAAAAGACAUCAGCAACCUUGCAGACAGCAUAAAAUAUGCCUGCAGUCGCGCGGACUGUACUUCUCUUGGGUACGGAUCAUCGUGCAACGGAUUGGACACAAACGGUAAUGCCUCGUAUGCGUUCAAUAUGUACUUCCAGGUACAGAACCAUGACCCGCUGAGCUGCAACUUCCUAGGUCUGGCGACCCUUACAACUCAGAACAUCUCAACAGGGAACUGCAACUUCACGAUCCAGAUUGCCUCAAGUUCGGCUCAGGCAUUCCGUCCCACAAGCUUGCUGGUUUGGCUGCGGUUUGCGAUGGUGGCACUGAUUACAACCUCGAUGCUAUAGGUCUUCUUUGUUCUUGUAGAUAUCUUCAAUUACUUAUCGUUCUUCCUUACUCGAUUUCUAUUAGUUCACUGCUACAUAUGUACCUUAAAUUUUUUCUAGAUAUAUUUUUAUAGUCUGGGGUUCAUGUC